AUGCAGGCCCAUCGCAAAAGAAAGCCAGGGCCAAGCAAGAAGCAUGCGGUACCCUUCGAAAGCCCAACAGUGGUGCGAACUCGAUAUCCAACGCUGCCUCUGUUUACUUUCGAAGAGUGCUUCGAUUACGGUCGGUAUGCGGAAUCUCCUCCAGAACACAGACACUUUGUGCCGCGUUACUCAAAGCUCAAGAAAGCCGGUGGAAAAUCAAUUACAUUUUAUGAAAAGUGGAGACGUAUGCAGUAUGAUAUGAAUUGUGUGAUGAAGAAAUUUAUGAACAAAGCUCAAGUUAAUCUAUCUGUGCUCCCUCCGUGUGCGAAUUACAAUUUGUGGAGACGGCCAAGUUGGAGAAAAGCGUAUAAUAAACCGUUGGAUGAAGAUCCAUGUCCAGAUUGCGAUGUUCGUUUUCGCUGGGAAAAGAAUGUUUGGAAGACGAAAGUGGCGCCGGCUUCGAUCCUAAGCGAGUCACGCUGGCCCAGGAAUCAGUUCAAGGACUCUGUCAUCAUGAUUGGACUUCCACAGCACAUUGCCAUUGGAUUCCUCAGAUUCAUCAACGAAGAGCAGGCAGUUUUUGAGUUCUUUGAUCCGGCAGGACCAACUGGCGACCGAGAAGGCGUACGAGAAUUGAGAAAAUGGGUAGAACAUGAUCUUCCCCGAAGAAUCGGAAAGCCAGUGGAAUUUCACCAAUGUCACCGGAAAGUCAAUUUCCAGCACGAUAUCGAUGAUGUGAUGUGUCAGACAUGGAUCUGGUACUGGGUUUAUUUCAGAAUUAUCCACGAGAUGUCGCCAAAAACUAUCGCUACGCAUGUUCGUACCUUGAUUGACGAAAACAGAAGUUUAAAACAUAUCCAUCGAUUCAAUUGCUGGCUCUCUGAUUUGUACACUAUCGGCUUCAGAAACAAGGAAACUGUCUCUCAAACAAAUAUCGCUCAAUCUGAAACACCACGUGACCCAAGAACAGAACCUACCAACGUCCCAUCGACUUCUUUAGGCUCUCCUAGACGAGUCAGACAUGAUCGCUCUCUAGUAAGAGUCAGUCGUCAACGUCCAAGUCGGUCAUCCAGGGGAAGUGUAUCUCAUCGUCAAUUCACGUCAGUUCAAACCGGAAGCGUCUCCACAGUAAACCAAAAUCGCCCAAGUCCAAGAAGAGUUGAACGAACUAUCAGCAACGCUGGUUCUGGUGCUGGGACAAGCUCAAACAUCUACCGACCGCCGCAUGCUCGCCGAGCUCUAUCGGAUCCUCAACGUGCGCGGGCAAUUUCUCCGCAGCCAAACGAGCCGACCCUCAUUCGAAAAGAAAUCCGACGAGCGCGGCCUUAA
Messenger RNA from Oikopleura dioica, 1320 nucleotides. Lineage: Eukaryota; Metazoa; Chordata; Appendicularia; Copelata; Oikopleuridae. The record is from the annotation of a GenBank genome assembly.